GUUUCAUAGGUGGCUUGAUGCUCAUCAAUAAUACCUUAUUACCAACAAACCUUACAGAUACCUUGCCUUUCUCCGUAAGUAGGCCAAAAGCCAACAAUCCAUCCAUCCAUCCACCCGUCUCGCCGUCUCCCUUCUCUAACUGCUUGUGCUUCAAGCAACCAAGCAACCGACCACUACCACUACCCCCUUAGUGCCCUGGCACC
Colletotrichum phormii is the source of this 203-nucleotide messenger RNA. RefSeq lists its product as uncharacterized. NCBI's taxonomy places the organism in Eukaryota, Fungi, Ascomycota, Sordariomycetes, Glomerellales, Glomerellaceae. The record is from RefSeq and is a predicted model, not a curated record. Bases 18 to 191 code for a protein of 57 amino acids. The transcript has a single exon.